AUGCAAAUUAGGUAUUUACUGUAUGGUACUCAAAUUACUACUACUACUACUACUACUACUACUACUACUACUACUACUACUACUACUACUACUACUACUACUACUACUACUACUACUACUACUACUACUACUACUACUACUACUACUACUACUACUACUACUACUACUACUACUACUACUACUACUACUACUACUACUACUACUACUACUACUACUACUACUACUACUACUACUACUACUACUACUACUACUACUACUACUACUACUACUACUACUACUACUACUACUACUACUACUACUACUACUACUACUACUACUACUACUACUACUACUACUACUACUACUACUACUACUACUACUACUACUACUACUACUACUACUACUACUACUACUACUACUACUACUACUACUACUACUACUACUACUACUACUACUACUACUACUACUACUACUACUACUACUACUACUACUACUACUACUACUACUACUACUACUACUACUACUACUACUACUACUACUACUAGUAAAAUUUCGUCAAAUAUCUGUAACCAAUAUCACAACUUCUCAUUCUCAUUGGCGGUCAAGUUGCUAUAUGACUCUAAUUUCUUAUAA
This is a messenger RNA of Schistosoma margrebowiei, 612 nucleotides long. The record is from the annotation of a GenBank genome assembly. NCBI's taxonomy places the organism in Eukaryota, Metazoa, Platyhelminthes, Trematoda, Strigeidida, Schistosomatidae.